Messenger RNA from Lolium perenne, 892 nucleotides. Its product is annotated as auxin-responsive protein SAUR32-like. The record is from RefSeq and is a predicted model, not a curated record. Gene Ontology annotation, biological process: response to auxin. NCBI's taxonomy places the organism in Eukaryota, Viridiplantae, Streptophyta, Magnoliopsida, Poales, Poaceae.
CAUCCUCUUCCUCCCUCACCAUCGUCAUCUGAAAGAAAGAAAGAAAGAAGAAGCACAACCAUGUCCAACGUGCCCACCUCCCUCCGCGACUCCUCCCUCACCGUCUUCCGCCUCACCAUCUCCAGCUCCGACCCCUGGCCCUUCUCUUCCUAACCCUCACAACUCCCCUAGCUAGCUCCCUCAACCUCUCCGUUCUUCCCCUUCACCACAGCAAAGCUCAGAGAGUACUGUCCGGUCCUCGAUCGCUCGCGAUGCCGCACCGGCAGCAAGGGGCGCCCAAGGGGUGCGUGACGGUCCGGGUGGGCGCCGAGGGCGAGGAGCAGCGACGCUUCGCGGUCCCGCUGGGCCACCUCAGCCACCCGCUCUUCGCCGCGCUGCUCGAGGAGGCGGAGCGCGAGUAUGGCUUCCGGCACCAGGGCGCCAUCGCCAUCCCCUGCCGCGUCGACCGCUUCGUCCACGUCGAGCAGCUCAUCGACCGCGACCUCGGCGACCACCGCCACCUCGUCGACCUCGACAACUGCGGCGCCGCCGUCACGGCCAGAGGAGGACAUGGCCACGGCCACAGCCACAUCAACCUGCCGCGCUUCGUCGGCUGCUUUCGCGACUGAUGCACGGCACACCCGCGGAUCGACCGGUCGAGCUGCUCGGUUGUUGUAGUUCUUGAAGUUUCUUUAGGGUCCGCGCGCUCUCUCUCCCGUGUUGCCGUUGGUUUGGUGCGAGGAGAAAUCGGACCAAGAACUUCGAGGCUGUUGAUGAUCGAUGAUGAAAAAUUGUGAUUGAUGCAAGUGUAAAGAUAGAACAGAAUUUCGAGGUUUCAUGAUGAUGAUGAAAAAUUGUGAUUAAUGUAACUGUAAAGACAGAAUAUAUUACGACCCUUUCUCCUUUGUCGAUA